AUGUCUCCUCCAGCCUUGAUUGUGUUCGAAGAUGGUUUAACCAAGAAAUGGAGCAACGACGAGUGGCAGGGUCUCAGUGUUUAUCCCGGAGAAAACCCUAACCCUAACUUUAAUUUCUUGGUGAAGAAUUCGGCUCUGCAGAACCAGCUGACCGUUUCACCGAUGAUCUCGCGCCCAUCGGUGAAAGACGAAAGCUUCAGAAUGGUCUUACCUCUGGCCAUGUCUCCACCAAGAGAUAACGCCGUGCCGCUUCCUGUUCUUCCCGAGCCGAUGAUGAAACCACGAAAGAAGCUUGGCAACCAAGAAACCAUGCUUUCUCUACGAAAAUCUAGGGAUCCCGAGAAAACCCUCUACUAUGGAGAAGAAGAAGAAUUCAAGUGCAAUGCCUUCUGUUUAUCCCUCUCUGGAUUUGGGAAGCAAAAACCUAUGAGGUCGCCAAAAAGCGAGGAUUCUUCCAUAAAGAAGAAAAUGAUCAAAGUGUCAUCGUUCUCAAACUCCUCUGUCUCGCUAAGCGCCUCACUCGAGAAAUUCGAGUGUGGCUCAUGGGCUUCAACAACGGCUUUGACCCAAGGAAACGGCCGAUUGUACUUUGAUUUACCGGUGGAAAUGAUCAAAUGUGGAGGUGGAGAUAUGCAAGAACCAGUGAGCUCAGGUUUCUUCUUCGACAAGGAAACGAGAGGUCUAGCUUUGAGAAGCGUUCUAAAGACAAGUAGUUCUCUGUCGGGAAGACAACAAAGAGUUUCCGCGGAGACGUCACCGCAACGCCGUGUCAGAUUUUCAACCACGACCUCGGUUUCGUGCCCAACUUCGCCUAGAUCUUGUAUCACCCCACGGCUGCUUAAAGCUAGAGAUGACUUCAAUACGUUCUUAGCGGCACAGAACGCGUGA
This is a messenger RNA of Eutrema salsugineum, 888 nucleotides long. RefSeq lists its product as uncharacterized. Gene Ontology annotation, biological process: photosystem I assembly; response to photooxidative stress. The transcript has a single exon. Gene Ontology annotation, cellular component: chloroplast thylakoid membrane. Bases 1 to 888 code for a protein of 295 amino acids. The record is from RefSeq and is a predicted model, not a curated record. Lineage: Eukaryota; Viridiplantae; Streptophyta; Magnoliopsida; Brassicales; Brassicaceae.